UUUAAUUGCAAUUUAUUGUAAAGCAAUGGCCGCAUUGGAAGAGAAAUAUACGAAAUAUCUAAAUGAGAUCGGAAUAUUGCCGCGUCUGCUCGAAAUAAUGGAGAAAUUGGUGGAUUUGGAUCCACUGCCCGCGGACCCGCUUAUGGAAAUUCUGGACGCCCUCGGUUGCCAGCUCAUACCGCAGGCUCAAAUGAAGUCGCUGGAAAAGAAGGUAUCGCGCGCACAGGAUGAGCUGCGCUAUCUGCGUCGUGUGCUGAUCGAGCUCGGCGGACAAGACGUGCUGUACGAUAGCGACACGGAUGAGGACGAAUACGUGGGCCAAGUUACCGAGAUGGGAGUUACGCCGCUGUACACUCCCACCACCAGCGAGGACGACAGCUCGACGUCCCAGUAUAUUUUGGAAGCUUCGAUUUCAGUCAGCGAGCAGCAGCAGCGGCAGCAACACGAGCAGGAGCAACAGCCCUGCUGCAGCCAUGAUCUGCGGAUCAAUGCGCACCAUUUCUAGAAGAAUCCAUUUAUGUAUCGAGUACAUAUAGAUCCAUUAUGUAUACACAUAUACAUACAUACUUUUAACUCUUAACUGCGCUGGCAGUUGCUCAACAUUUACAUUUCUUCACUAUUUAGAGAAAUUUAUUUAACUAUUGCAUUAGUUAAGACAGCGCCAGAUCGUUGCACAUUAUAUAAAACUA
Drosophila navojoa is the source of this 689-nucleotide messenger RNA. RefSeq names its product protein bourbon. The record is from RefSeq and is a predicted model, not a curated record. NCBI's taxonomy places the organism in Eukaryota, Metazoa, Arthropoda, Insecta, Diptera, Drosophilidae.